AUGGGAGAAGAAAUAGCAAAUCCAUUACCAUCGCCAGGAGCAGAAGAUGAAGUAGAAAUACCUCUUGCAGAAUCUGAAAAUUUAUUCCAUAUUGCACCUACUCUUUGCAGCGAAGGAUUAACAAUGGAAAAAGACAAAUAUCAUGGUCAAUCACUAGGUUUAUUUACUAGUGGUGGUGAUGUACCUGGCAUGAAUAGUGCUAUAAGGGCUGUUGUAAGAACAAGCCUUUACUUUGGAUGUCACAUAUACUUUAUUCAAGAAGGGUAUCUAGGAAUGGUCCAAGGCGGUCAGUAUAUUAAAGAAGCGAAAUGGGAUUCUGUUUCAAAUAUUAUACACAAAGGUGGAACAAUCAUUGGUACGGCAAAAUGUGACGAAUUCUUGGAACGAUCAGGUCGAUUACAGGCAGCUAAAAAUCUUGUCAAACAUUCAAUUAAUCGAUUGGUGUGUAUCGGUGGAAGUGGAUCAUUAACGGGAGCUCACGUGCUUAGCAUGGAGUGGUCUGGAUUGGUUCGUGAAUUAGUAGGUAAAAAAGAGAUUAGCGAAAAUGAAGCCAACACUUAUAUCACAUUGCAAAUCGUUGGAUUAGUGGGUUCUCUCUAUAAUGAUUUCUGUGGUACCGAUAUAGCGAUUGGAACAGAUACUGCUUUACAUCGAAUUGUGGAAUCUGUUGAUUGCAUUCGAUCAACAGCUCAAAGCCAUCAAUCUGCAUGUGUUGUUGAAGUCAUGGGUCGAAAAUGUGGUUACUUAGCACUGAGUGCAGCAUUAGCUGUGGAUGCGGAUUUCUGCUUUAUUCCCGAGUGGCCACCACCUGAAAAAUGGAAAGAAAUUUUGUGCAAGAAACUGAAACAAAGACGAUCUGAUGGUCAUCGGAUGAAUAUCGUGAUAGUUGCAGAAGGCGCGAUUGAUUCUAGUGGAGCAUCAAUUUCCAGUGAAGCAAUCCGAGAAUAUAUCGAAAAUAAACUGCAUUAUGAGACAAAACUAACAGUGUUGGGUCACCUACAACGAAGCGGUAAUCCAUCAGCCUUUGAUCGUUUGCUUGGUUGUCGAAUGGGUGUUGAAGCAGUGAAUGCACUAAUGGAAAUGAAAGAAGAAUCCGAGCCACUUGUGGUUGCUAUCGAUGGAAAUCAAAUUAUGCGACUGCCACUCAUGCAGUGUGUGAAGAAAACAAAAGCUGUCAAGGAAGCCAUGGUUAGAAAAGACUGGUCAACUGCAUUAAAACUACGAGGCCGAAGUUUCCGACGUAAUAUUGAAAUGUACAAAAUGCUGGGCACAAUCCGAAAACCUAAGGAUGUGAAAACAAAAAUAGCUAUUGUGAAUGUUGGCUCACCAUCAGGUGGUAUGAAUGCUGCGGUAGUUGGAUGCGCACGAAUUGCUAUUUUACAAGGAUAUUUGCCAGUAGGAGUGAUAGAAUCUGUAAAUGGUUUGAUUCAGGGUAAAUUUGAACCGCUUGGUUGGCGUAAAGUAGCCACGUGGAGUUCAGAUGGUGGUUCACAUUUAGGGACGCGUAGCACACUUCCUAGCAAUAAAAAUAUUGCUCAGAUAGCAAAAAAUUUUGAAAAAUUUGCUAUACAAGGUUUAAUAAUAAUUGGCGGGUUUUCUGCGUUUCAUAUGUGUCUUUUACUGGCUCGCGCACGAAAGUCAUACGAGCAAUUACGUAUACCAAUGUGUGUUGUCCCUUGCACUAUCAAUAAUAAUAUGCCAGGAACUAGUUUCACUCUUGGAGCUGACACAUCUCUCAAUGAAAUUUGUUGCACCAUUGAUAAGAUCAAAAAAUCAGUAGUGGGUCACAAACAAUAUGUAUUAAUCGUUGAAACGAUGGGAGAUUAUUGUGGAUACUUAGCAACUUUAGCAGCUGUGAUUUGUGCAGCUAAUGCUGCUUACAUAUUUGAAGAGAUAUUCGAUAUUCAGGAUCUGUUGCAAGAAAUGCGAGAGAUUAUCACACAAACACGAAAUUCUGCUCAGCAAUAUUUAGUAAUUCGAAGCCAACGAGCCUCACCUAAUUUCACCGCUGACUUCAUUCGACGGUUAUUUUCCGAGGAAAGUAAGGGCGUCUUUACGGCACAAGUCAAUUACUUGGGACAUAUUCAGCAGGGUGGUAAUCCAUCACCCUUUGAUCGUAUUAAUGGUUAUACAAUGGGUGCCAAAGUUAUGACGCAUCUAAUUAAUCAGAUUAAAGCAUGCUCACAGGGGGAAAAAUCUGAUGGAACAACUGCCUCACUAAUUGGUUUAUUCGGACGUCGAGAAAUUAUGAUUCCGGUAGAAGAACUUGCUGAUGAAGUUGACUUUAAGCAUCGCUUGCCGAAAGAACAGUGGUGGAUCAGAAUGAAGUCAUUAAUAAAGAUGCUUGAACAUCGAACUUAG
Molecule: messenger RNA, 2361 nt
Organism: Thelazia callipaeda (thelaziosis nematode)
Lineage: Eukaryota; Metazoa; Nematoda; Chromadorea; Rhabditida; Thelaziidae
Source: the annotation of a GenBank genome assembly